Messenger RNA from Triplophysa dalaica, 1427 nucleotides. It is a transcript of the gene rab7a, whose product is annotated as RAB7a, member RAS oncogene family. Gene Ontology annotation, biological process: phagosome-lysosome fusion; endosome to lysosome transport. The transcript is spliced from 6 exons. The record is from RefSeq and is a predicted model, not a curated record. NCBI's taxonomy places the organism in Eukaryota, Metazoa, Chordata, Actinopteri, Cypriniformes, Nemacheilidae. Bases 321 to 944 code for a protein of 207 amino acids. Gene Ontology annotation, molecular function: GTPase activity; GTP binding. Gene Ontology annotation, cellular component: lysosome; phagocytic vesicle; late endosome.
GACAUCGUUGCCCAUCACAGGGUUGUUUUGGAGGAAGUUAAAACAGAUCCCGAAACAGAAAGAGAAAAGACCCGUCAGUUAAACGAGUGGCAGCGACGGUUUCAGCACUCGUAUCUGUAUUCCCCGUUCCGGAUUAAUUCACCCCUACACGAGCGGAAACGAGUCAAACUGCCGCAACAGGGACGCGUGUUGUUUUUUGUUUUGCACCAUAAACAUCAGUCUUGUGAAAGGACACGGCAGAAUUUUAGCUCACAGGCUACUUGAACAAAUACAGACUGAUAUUCGCUAGAUCUCCUACUUUAUAAACCAGUUGUGACACUAUGACAUCAAGGAAGAAAGUUCUACUCAAGGUGAUCAUCCUUGGAGACUCCGGGGUCGGGAAGACGUCUCUGAUGAACCAAUAUGUGAAUAAGAAGUUCAGUAAUCAGUAUAAAGCUACUAUAGGUGCAGAUUUCUUGACAAAAGAAGUGAUGGUGGAUGACCGACUUGUCACAAUGCAGAUAUGGGACACAGCUGGUCAGGAGAGGUUCCAGUCGCUGGGUGUGGCUUUUUACCGCGGCGCCGACUGCUGCGUGUUGGUGUUUGACGUCACUGCCCCCAACACCUUUAAGACAUUGGACAGCUGGAGGGACGAGUUCCUCAUCCAGGCCAGUCCGCGUGACCCAGAAAACUUUCCAUUCGUGGUGCUGGGCAACAAAAUUGAUCUGGAGAAUAGGCAGGUAACAACCAAGCGAGCACAGGCUUGGUGUCAGAGUAAGAACAAUAUCCCGUACUUUGAGACCAGUGCAAAGGAAGCCAUCAACGUAGAGCAGGCUUUUCAAACCAUCGCACGCAACGCACUCAAACAGGAAACCGAAGUGGAGUUAUACAAUGAGUUCCCCGAGCCAAUCAAACUAGACCGGAACGAUAGAGCCAAACCAAUAGCAGAGUCUUGUAGCUGCUGAAGACCUCCAGGCGGCGCAACAUUUCACCCUCAGCCUCUCUGGCCUUGCGUCUGACUCUCUCUCUGUCUCUCAUUCUUUUACUCACCCCAUCUCUUUCUUCGUCUUUUCUCACCCUUUACCUUAACAUAAUCACUGGCCUUGGUCAUUCAGUAUCCUGCACAGGUUUCAUUCACAGCCACACACCCACAUGCUUGAAAGGCUAAAUCUCUCUCCCACAGUAAUCAAGAAGACAUUUUUCUGCGCAGUCCCGACACCUGUCACCAGUUCUAAAGAAUCGUCCCACUAAACUCUAAGGAAAACUUGAAUGGCUCUUGGGAUGUUUUUUAUGUUUAAUCCAGUCCAGCAGUGUAAUUGGAACAUGUGUGAUGUGAGCGGGAUGUGUAUCAGUGCAUUAAAGCUGUACAUACCAGAACUUCCAGACGCUCUCAACUGCUUCUCAUUUUGCUUAAAAUAAAGUGAUGACCUGACAGAAAGCAUAUUCUA